CUAUCUGCCUCACAAACUAACACCUUGUUCCGAUAAGGCCCGAACAGCCCAACUGUCACAAACAUUUGGUUAUUUUUGUGCUUUUACUAUAGGAACUGUCUUUGUCACUUCUGUUAAAUAUUGAACAGGCAGACAAGCCAAAACAUCAAUUUUUGUUCUAGGCGUUAAAUUUCUUGGAGUUCUUAAUUUGACUUUUAUCCUGACAACUUGAAGAGAGAGAGAGAAAGAUGAGAAGUGGGAAGGAGAUGGUUAUGCUAGUUUUGGUGGCUGUGCUUUUAGGGGUGGUCUCUGGGUCAUCGCCAGCUUCUGAUAAUCAGCCGUCCCAGAGGCGGUGGAAAUCCAUGUUUUCUGGGGCAAGUUCAUCGGCGGUGAACCCAAUUGGCUCCUCUGUUGUUUUUCCUAUGUAUGGGAAUGUCUAUCCCAUUGGAUUUUAUUAUGUUCAGCUGAACAUAGGGAAUCAACUGAAGCCAUAUUUUCUUGAUCCUGACACUGGUAGUGAUCUCACCUGGCUUCAAUGUGAACCUUGUCGUGGCUGCCCUAAGGGGCCUCACCCAUUUUACCGACGAAGCAAUGACCUGGUGGCUUGUAGGGACCCCCUUUGUGCCUCCUUACAGUCUUCCGAAGACUACAAAUGCGAUGAACCAGAGCGAUGUCCUUAUGAAUUGGAAUAUGCAGACGGGGCUUCCUUUGGUCUGCUUGUGAAGGACACUUUAUCCCUUAAUCUCACAAAUGGAAUCCGUGUUAGCCAUCGUGUGGCUAUAGGAUGUGGAUAUAAUCAGACCCCGGGGAGCUCUAAUCAUCCCUUGGAUGGAGUACUAGGCCUUGGCAAGGGAAAAACCAGCAUUGUGUCACAGCUACAGAAUCAAGGGCUGGUGAGGAAUGUGGUUGGCCAUUGUUUAAGUAGUCGAGGAGGAGGUUUUCUUUUCUUCGGAGAUGAUAUUUAUGAUUCUUCGCAAGUGGUUUGGACACCAAUGUCACCUGAUUACUCGCACUACUCACCUGGGUAUGCAGAGCUGACUAUUGGUGGAAAAGGGAUAGGGUAUAAGAAUAUUCUUGUGCUUUUUGACAGUGGGAGUUCUUACACUUACCUGAAUUCUCAGGCAUAUCAAGCUUUCAUUUCUUCGUUGAGGAAAGAACUGAGUGGAAAGCCCUUAAGGGAAGAACCAAAUGAUAAGACACUCCCAUUGUGCUGGAAAGGCAAGAAACCCUUCAAAAACGUACUGGAUGUGAAAAAACACUUCAAGCCGCUGGCACUGAGCUUUUCAAAUGGUUGGAGAGCCAAAUCGCAGUUCGAAAUUCCCCCUGAAGCAUAUCUCAUCAUCUCUUCCAAGGGAAACGUUUGCUUGGGAAUUCUGAACGGUAGUGAGGUGGGACUUGAAAAUGCAAACGUUAUUGGAGAUAUAUCAAUGCAAGGUAAAAUGGUGAUUUAUGACAAUGAGAAGCAGGUGAUGGGUUGGGUCUCUGCGAGUUGUGAUCGUACUCCAACUUCCAAAGCCGGCUUCAUGUAAAUAUAUAGGUUACUGAUUUUUUUAUGUACUUGUCUCUCUUCUAGAUUUCGAUGCUUAUUUAAAUACAAGGGUAUAGGGGAAAUACCCUGAUUACUGUCAAAGAGCAAUCACAAAUGUUGAAUAAAAGCAGUAACUGUAUAUCUAUUUACUUGACCUGGAUCA
Molecule: messenger RNA, 1670 nt
Organism: Rhododendron vialii
Lineage: Eukaryota; Viridiplantae; Streptophyta; Magnoliopsida; Ericales; Ericaceae
Product: aspartic proteinase Asp1
Exons: 8
Coding region: 228-1508 (426 amino acids)
Biological process (GO): proteolysis
Molecular function (GO): aspartic-type endopeptidase activity
Source: RefSeq, a predicted model, not a curated record